GAGAUGGCCGUCUCAGUUCGCCUCAUGGUAAGGCCAGCCCUGAGGAACAGGGUUGGAGGAGGGAGAGAGGAAUCCCUGCUCUCACAUCAGAAAGGGAUUUUUAGAGGGAGGACCAUUCCUAGAAAGGGAAGGAAGAGAGAAACUAUCUCUUACAGCAGCCAGGAGGUAAGGCAUGGAGAGUCCCACAUUAAUUGGACAGUAUUAGUAAUAGCACAGAAGGUGGUGUCCUUGAACAGGUAUGAAGGAAAGCAGCCUAUUAGAAAUACCAGAGGACAUGGGGUUAUGACGAUGAGUGUAUUUCUCAUCAGGUCAGUGCUUAUAUCCUAAACUCUGAUGGCAGAAAGAAGAUACAUGUUUUUCAUAUAAGCCUUUAGAGAGUUGGUUUAGUACCUUCACUAGUUGGUGUCUGGUAUUUGUUUCAAGCCCCGAAGUACUUUGUUUGGGUGUGUAGUGAGGCGGCCUGCCUCUCGGCUGCCCCAGAGGAUGAAGAGCCCAGCCAGAGGCCGGACUGGGCGGAGCUAAAGAGCUCUGAGCCUGCCCCGCAAAGGGUCAGGCGCCGACCCCGAACUAUAAAGGCUGGCCCUCAGAGCUCAGUCAAGCCCCAGGAGCCGGAGCGAGCAGACGUCCCCCAGGGAGCUCGGGACUGGGAGACUCCUGCAACCCAGGGUAGCCGCCCAGAGUGGCCCAAGCUCCCCCGUGCCCGCUACCUAGAGGAGCUACCGGAGCUCCCCUGCUCCUGCUACCCAGAGGAGCCGCUGGAGCUACCCUGGGCCGACUUUCCGGAGGAGUGGCUGGACCUACCACCCAACCCCGGCCGGGACAAACGCAUUCACCUGGACCCUGCAGAGGACAACCCCAGGAUCCAGAAUUCAUAUGAAUGCUGUUCUCUCAGAGGCACAUCUGAGGAUGAUAUGAUCAUUCAGCCUUCAUGCUCAUCAAGGCUCAUGCAAGCAAAGAGCUGGAAGAGCAGUUGCGGUCUGUGUCCAGUGUGGAUGAACUCAUGACAGUACUUUACCCAGAGUACUGGAAAAUGUUCAAAUGUCAGUUGAGGAAAGGGGGCUGGCAACACAACAGGGAACACUCCAGCUUCGACACAAGAUCAGAUGAUUCAGUAAAAUUUGCAGCAGCACAUUAUAAUGCAGAGAUCUUGAAAAGUAUUGAUAAUGAAUGGAGGAAAACUCAGUGCAUGCCGCGUGAGGUGUGUGUAGAUGUGGGGAAAGAGUUUGGAGCAACAACAAACACCUUCUUUAAACCCCCAUGUGUAUCCAUCUACAGAUGUGGAGGUUGCUGCAAUAGUGAGGGGCUGCAAUGUAUGAAUAUCAGCACAAGUUACAUCAGCAAAACGUUAUUUGAGAUUACUGUGCCGCUGUCUCAUGGCCCUAAACCUGUAACAGUCAGUUUUGCUAAUCAUACAUCCUGCCGAUGCAUGUCUAAACUGGAUGUUUACAGACAAGUUCAUUCAAUCAUUAGACGUUCCUUGCCAGCGACGCAACCACAGUGUCACAUGGCAAACAAAACUUGUCCAAAAAAUCUUAUCUGGAAUAAUCAGAUUUGCAGAUGUCUGGCGCAGCAUGACUUCAGUUUCUCUUCCCAUCAUGGAGAUACUGGCACUGCUGAUGAAUUCCAUGAUAUCUGUGGACCUAACAAAGAGCUUGAUGAAGAAACCUGUCAAUGUGUCUGCAAAGGGGGUGUACGGCCUUCAAGCUGUGGACCCCAAAAAGAAUUAGAUAGAACAUCAUGCCAGUGUACAUGUAAAAACAAACUUUUGCCUAGUUCCUGUGGUCCCAACAAAGAAUUUGAUGAAGACAAGUGCCAGUGUGUAUGUAGAAGAACCUGCCCCAAACAUCAGCCACUAAAUUCUGCAAAAUGUAUCUGUGAAUGUAUAGAAUCUCCAAAUAAAUGCUUCUUAAAAGGAAAAAGGUUUCAUCACCAGACAUGCAGCUGCUACAGACCACCAUGUACAGUUAGAACGAAACGUUGUGAGCCUGGAUUUUAUUAUAGUGAAGAAGUGUGCCGUUGCGUACCCACAUAUUGGAAAAGACCGCUUAUUAAUUAGUGAAGAAAGCACUACUUGCCAUUUUGGUGUACAUUUUUCCAUUAAAAAAACAACUGCGUUAACAUUGGAAUUAACUGUGCACCAGAGACCCUGUGGGAUUCACAGAGACAAACACAUUGUGCUUUUUCCCCAAGAAAUGUGGAAAGCACAUGUAGACAAUAAUGGGGCUCAUGUUGUGUAAAGAACUCACUAAGGACUUGUUUUCUGCCAAUGACAAAACAGUCUUGGUUUUCCUCCUUGUAAUUUUUUUUAAAAAAGAGAUAAUGACUAUAUAAUUUAUUUCCACUAAAAACAUUGUGCAGCAUUCCUGUUAAUAGCAGUAACAAUUGUUAAAGCUCACUGUGAUCAAUAUUUUUAUAUCAUGCAAAAUAUGUUUAAAUAAAAUGAAAAUUGUAUUAUAUACUGGUGAGAAUGUUUAAUUGAUUAUUUUAUGACCCAGUCUGUACAAACCAACCACAGCUCAACAACGUGAAUGGUGGUUCUUAAAAUAGUUUCUUGAAAUCCAGAGCUAGAAUUCCUAUCGAAUAAAAAUAAGUGAUUUUAUGAAAGAAAGUGUAAGAAAGACAGCAGUGAAAACUUUUUGUAUCUGCUUAAAAUAUCUAGGCUGAGCUAUUAAAAAAAAGUUAUAUUUACAACAUCUAUGUCCAGUGAUAUUUUACUAUGUAGACCAACUAGGUAAGCAUGGGUGAUAUUUCAUAAAAACUAUUAUGAGUCCUCUCUGUUG
Chelonoidis abingdonii (Abingdon island giant tortoise) is the source of this 2780-nucleotide messenger RNA. It is a transcript of the gene VEGFC, whose product is annotated as vascular endothelial growth factor C. Gene Ontology annotation, molecular function: vascular endothelial growth factor receptor 3 binding; growth factor activity; chemoattractant activity. Gene Ontology annotation, cellular component: membrane. Gene Ontology annotation, biological process: sprouting angiogenesis; vascular endothelial growth factor signaling pathway; positive regulation of endothelial cell proliferation. NCBI's taxonomy places the organism in Eukaryota, Metazoa, Chordata, Testudines, Testudinidae. The record is from RefSeq and is a predicted model, not a curated record.